Ficedula albicollis (Collared flycatcher) is the source of this 1135-nucleotide messenger RNA. It is a transcript of the gene LIPT2, whose product is annotated as lipoyl(octanoyl) transferase 2 (putative). The record is from RefSeq and is a predicted model, not a curated record. Gene Ontology annotation, molecular function: lipoyl(octanoyl) transferase activity. Gene Ontology annotation, cellular component: mitochondrion. Bases 374 to 730 code for a protein of 118 amino acids. The transcript has a single exon. Gene Ontology annotation, biological process: protein lipoylation. NCBI's taxonomy places the organism in Eukaryota, Metazoa, Chordata, Aves, Passeriformes, Muscicapidae.
GUGGCACCGGCCAGGGUGGGUGGGAUUUGCGUCCGGGAAGAAGGGGCAGCACUUCGCAACCCUGCACCUAUUAGGCUCUUGCUCCCAGGGCUGGGUGCCUGCCUGCAGCCCAGUCCCCUUCCCUUGCUCCUCCUCCGUAUCAUGUACCUCGUCCUGGGACCCUGCAGCCUGGGUUUGGUGUCCUGGGACCCUGCAGCCUGGGUUUGGGGUCCUGGGACCCUGCAGUCUGGGUUUGGGGUCCUGCAGCUCUCCCCGUGUCCAAGCCCACGGGAAUCUCCAUGCUGGGGGGUGCAGGGCUGGGGUGGAGUGGUCUGGACAUGCUGUGCCCCAUCUGCCCCAGAUUUGGUUUUGUCUGUGGGUUCUCCCUGGCGGAAUGGAGGAGCACAGCACGGCGCGGGGAGGAUGUUUGCAGUGGCGUGGGCAGUGUGGCCACUCAGUCUCUCCCUCCGGGCCACCCCUGGUGAUGGUGCUGACGGGCGGGUGCUCUUGCCCUGCAGGUGUGCACUGCAGGAACCACAUCACGUCGCACGGGCUGGCGCUGAACUGCUGCACCGACCUCAGCUGGUUCGAGCACAUCGUCCCCUGCGGGCUGGAGGGGAAGGGGGUCACCUCGCUGAGCCACGAGCUGGGCCAGCACGUCGCCGUCGGCCACGUCCUCCAGCCCUUCCUCGACUCCUUCCAGGAGGUGUUUGACUGCACCUUGGUCUCUUCAGAAGACCCCGGGGAUUAGGAUUGCUGGGGUGCCUUGGACGGGUGUUUUGGCAAAGCCAUGGCGUCAGGGCAGUGCUGGAGUCUCCCUGGUGAGACCAGUUCUCGUGCCUUUGCCUGUAGACUGCGAGUGGACAGUGGCACAGGCCUUCAGGCUGCUGCUUGAACAUCCAGACCUCCGCUGGGGCUCUUCUCUCCAGCCCAGUGAGUCUCCAUCCUUUGGCUGAGACCUCCGUGGGUGCCACAUCCCCACGCCACUUGCUGGGGAAGUACCCAAACAGGUGCUUUUGUGGGGGUUUUUCUGCUUUUUGCCCCGCAAAAAUUAGUGAUUUGUGUGAGUGCUGAUGAAUUCGUCUGAAUUCAUGUGGGUUGAGCAUCCUUCCCUUGCUGAAGGGUAAAAAGAGGCAGAUUUUAUAUAUAAAGAGAG